Molecule: messenger RNA, 1561 nt
Organism: Ruditapes philippinarum (Manila clam)
Lineage: Eukaryota; Metazoa; Mollusca; Bivalvia; Venerida; Veneridae
Exons: 2
Coding region: 126-848 (240 amino acids)
Molecular function (GO): N-acetyltransferase activity
Source: RefSeq, a predicted model, not a curated record
AGUAAACUCUCUGUACAACGUUCGAUCAUUUCUGCUGAAUAAAAGGCGCGCGAUAGCUCGGUGUAUCGUAGUUCGCUAAAUGAUCUUAUAGCAUUUGUUUUUAAUUUUGGUUAAGUUAAAUAAAGAUGUCUAAAUCGCAGACUGUUUCCAUCAAGGAUCUAACAGAGGAUCAAAUUCAAAAGGCUUUUGAGAAAACGUUGAAUCAAUUUGAGCCAAUUCCAGGUAUCAGAUUAGUCCGUAUUACUGAAGAGUACUAUGAAAAAGCUGUCAAUUUGUGUCGUGAUCAUUUCCUGCCUAAUGAACCACUCUCAAAAUCUGUCGGUCUUACAUGGAACGAGAUAAUAGAGGCUUACUGGCUGGAGGCACUUCAGCUCAAUCUUUCCAUUAUGCUCGUUGACGAGAGCACAGACGAAGCUGUAGGCUUCAGAACAAUUAGAUAUGCCCUAAAAGAUGACAAAUUAGAGUUCGGUGUUGAGCUUCCAGAAGAGUUGCAGAUACUUCUAGAUUUUACCGAGUACUGUGACAAACAAGCUGAUUUCUUUGAUCAUUUCGGCGUUACUGAGACAUUUCAUUUUCUGUCACUUGUUGUUUCACCUAAAUAUCAAAGACGCGGCUUUGCUUCAAAGAUAGUUCACGCUGCAAUGGAAUUGGUCAAAAACCUCGGUAUCGACAAUGUUUGUAUCAAAGGGGAAGGUUCAUCAAACUUUUCAAAAAAGAUUUACGACAAAGAAGGAUUCGAUGUUCUGUAUGAACAUAUGUACGAUGAAUGGGAGGUAGAUGGUGAAAAACCUUUUUUAAACACGGGAGAACAUAAAUCAGUUAAAGUAUAUGGGAAAAGAAUUCGUUAAUAAUUUCAAAAAGGUGAAGGCACGAUGACAUUUUAUAUAGAUUUUAAAAUGAGAUGCGAUAACAAUUUGGCAAAAAUAUUUUUAAGCGUUUGGCAUAAGAUGUGACACUUUCACUAUCAACGGAAGCAAUGGUUUCUCUAAUGUUAUCAUUUGUUUAAGCAAAAGAUGUACAUGUGUUAAUAUAUAAAUGACAACAUAAAUAAUAAAGUUGUUCUAUUUUACUGCCAUUUCUCUAUGAUGUUUUAUAUCAUUUCAAAGCAUACUUCAAAUGAAAGUCUUACUUUGUAUAUUUUGUUUUCUUUCAACUGAUUAUGGGUUCAAAAACAUGUCAUAAACCAUUAAGUUAUAAAUCAUAGAAGGCUACAUCUAAUGCUACCUUUAUGUCAAUCUACGUUAAUGUGAAGUCAAAUAGCAUGUCUGUAAUACAUUAGAAAGUACGUUUGGGAAACUAUAUAAUAAAUAUUUCUAUAAAUUAAACCAGAAUAAAAUAAAACAAGAAUAUAAUUAAACGAUGUGAUUGACAAAAUAUUAAACUUAUGAUUUAUAUUAACGUGUACCACCUAUUAAUCAAAUGCCACAUACAUGUUCAGCUAUCAUUUUGUUACAGCGUCAGUUGAAGAGUGUUGUUUGUAAUUUAGACAUUCAAACAUUUGUUUUACAGAAAACGGUUGAUAAACUGUAUGAAUAAGCAAUAAAAUAAUCAUUGAUUCUUA